Molecule: messenger RNA, 609 nt
Organism: Prorocentrum cordatum
Lineage: Eukaryota; Dinophyceae; Prorocentrales; Prorocentraceae
Source: the annotation of a GenBank genome assembly
AUGCCCCCCUUCCGUGUGAGGCCACCUGCGAGUUGCGCUGGCGAUCGCCGGCUCUCGUGGCGCAAAGACUGCGGCGUCGCGGGGCGCCCGGCCGCGCCGUGGGCCGGCCCCCUCGAGGGGCCCGUGGCCGGCCGCCGGGACGACGAGCCGGUGCCCCAGAUCGCCGUGGAGUCCGGCCUCGCGGAGGCGCUGAGCAAGCUGCUGCAGGUCCUCCGCGAGGCGUCCAGCCGGGAAACGAGCAUCGACGAGGUGACCUGGAGCAGGAGGUUCGUGCUCAGGAAGCCCACCGUGGAGACUAUCGACAUGCACCAGGCUCCAGCUCGUCGACCUGAGCAGGGCGAUGCCCGCUUCCAGCUUCUCCUGCCGCUCACCGACCUCGAGCAGGUCAAGGUGGCUGCCGAACAACGACAGCAUGAAGAUGACCUUCGCAAGAAGAGGGACGAAGAGGAGAAGCGGCGGCGGAAGGCCGAGGCCGAGAGGGCGAAGGCCGAGGCGAAGCGGAAGCAGCGGGCCGAGGCCGCGGCGGCGGAGGCGGCCGCGAGGCUGCAGAUGCAGAAGGGCAAGAAAGGCAGCAAGGGCGCCACCAAGGGCGGCGCCAAGGGGCCGCAG